Dothidotthia symphoricarpi CBS 119687 is the source of this 972-nucleotide messenger RNA. RefSeq lists its product as uncharacterized. The transcript has a single exon. The annotation marks the transcript as partial. The record is from RefSeq and is a predicted model, not a curated record. Lineage: Eukaryota; Fungi; Ascomycota; Dothideomycetes; Pleosporales; Dothidotthiaceae.
UCCAACAUGACCACCGCCCUGCCUAUAAUACCGCCGCGUCCAGCAGGCAUCCAGCGCCCCAAGCUCCAGAUUGAUACACAGCAGUCGCGCACAUUUGGAAAAGGCGCCAGCUUGCGACUCGAAACCUUGAGCGCCAUAUCACCGACAGUGCGCAACACCUUUUCCAACGCCUACCAACAGCAGCAGCAGCAACCACGACCGCAGCCGCAACCACAACUCCUCCAACAACACCCAGCACCACCAGCACCGCCACAGCCAUCUGCUGCGCCCGCGCCUGGCCCCCGGCGCCCCGCCAAGCCACAGCUCUCACUCGACAGCAACCUCACCAACACGAGCAGUGCCUCGACGCCAAGCUCAGCCUCGACCCUCUCCUCCACUCUCACGUCAGCGUCCAGCGACUCGGCCACCACCUCCAUACCCUACAAGCAGCCCCACAAUUUGACGUCGAUCCUCGCCAACAGCCCUGUCAAGUCGAUUCUGCCCCGCAAGAUGGCGUCUUCAAGGCCCAUGUUCCCAGCAGAGAAGCGUGUCUCCUUUCGCACUCCGCUGGAAGAGCACAUCACUACUGUCAAGUACACUCUCGCCCACUCAGACAUUAGCUCUUCCACCUCCACACUGCUGUCUCUCGCAAGUACACAGUCGUCCGACUCCGACAUCUCAACCAUGAACCUCUCAACAACCUCCGACUCAUCUUUCCAGGCACCCACUCUACUUGUGCAGCCGCCUUGUGAAAAGACAACUUCUGCCAACUCAACUCUGGAGAGCCCACCUCGGCCAAAGGGCCCGCGGGCUGGAGACAAGCGAGACUCAUCCUCCUCGGAAGACGAUAGUGACUCUUGUCCCGAAACCCCUGUUGCUGGGCGACGCAAACUCACAAGAGACUGGCGGUGGACUCUGGCUCCGCUUUCUGGAGAUUCUGGCAAGUCAACACCGUCAACAAGCGACGCUGGGACGAGUGAGGACAGCAGUUGA